GUAAUACUGAUGUCAGCUACAAUGGAAGGAAAUCUGCGGUUGUUCACCAAAUAUUUUGGCGAGAAAGUCGAAGUGAAACAUAUUGAUAUUCCAUCUCGGCUGUUCACUGUUGAAAGAUUUUUCCUCGGUGAUGUUAUUGCUAUGACUGGAUUUGUCCCAGAAGAAAGCAUGUUCAGUAGCAUGUUUAUGUCUGCUGGAUUCCCAGAAGUUUGCAGUUUUCCAACUGUGGGCGACUGGUCGAUGAAACCAGAAUGGGAACAAGACCAUCAAGUUCACGGGAGAUUGCCGGAGGCUAUGACUGCUCCAAAUCUCCAGUCACUUGCCGGUGCGGCACCGAGCUCGUCAAACCAAAUGGCUGGCGGCCAUAUGAUGACCUCAUCCAGUGUCGCAUCUUUCCCUCAGCAUGGAAAACAACAACAUACUGCGAAUUUCAUGAAUGUUGCGCAACAAUUGGUGAAUUCACAGCAUUCAUCCUCCGGUCAUCAACAACAACCUCCUCAACCCAUGAGUGCUCCACCUCAAGGUGUCGUGCACCAUCCACAGCAGCAACCUACAAUGCCUGGAUAUGUACAACCUCAAGGGACCAUCUAUGUGCAACAAUCGGCAUACCAGCAGGGUUACCCUCAACCACAUGGUUUUCCUCAAGGUCAGAUUCGCCAAGUUUAUACGCAACAACCAGGAGCUGUGGCGAUGCCUCAUUCUACUUGGGGUGGAAAUAUGGAUCAGUCGUUUAAUGGAGUGGUGCAUGCACAUCCAGAUGUUGUAGAUCUCCCAAGUGAAGCUAUCGAUCCGGAGACUAUGGAGCAGUUCCGACAAAUGGGUUAUGCUAACAACGAAGACGUUGGUCCAGCCGUAACAUAUGGUGCUGAGUGGCGUGUGGCUGAGGGAGAAGUUCAACCACAAUGGCAGCACACUCAGUCAUAUUCUGCUAUGCCUAACGCUGGCUACCAGCAAGGUCACCUGCAAAGUUGGGAUACGCAAGUUGUCUACGCCACUGCACCCGCUCCUUACCACAAGGUUUGUACGCGGACUAUAUCUGAGAUUGACUUAUUUUACACGUAUUUAGAACUCUCAAACACAACAGCCGAUGUUUUACGUGCCGGAGAGUUUUGA
Molecule: messenger RNA, 1113 nt
Organism: Cylicostephanus goldi
Lineage: Eukaryota; Metazoa; Nematoda; Chromadorea; Rhabditida; Strongylidae
Source: the annotation of a GenBank genome assembly